AUAGAAUCCCUGUAGCACGUUAAUCUUUUAUUAACACCGGUUUUCCGUGUUAUAUACGCAAUGUCUGAUUACAGAGGAUCGUCGUUCGAUUUGCCGAGUAACAUUGAAACAAAGGUUGGUGUCCACCAUUUUUUUUUUAGAGAAUCUAGAUUAGUUAAACAUAAAUGAACACGAUUUCCAUAUAAUAAUAUAUAUUAUAAAUUCCUAUCUAGCAUAUUGGUUGUUUUUUUUUCACAGAAGCUGGUAAAAGUGGUCGAAGAUUUAAAACAACUCGGAAAUGAAGAAUUUUCAAAAGAAAAUUAUUUUAUGGCCAUCACAUAUUAUACACAAGCCAUAUCAAUGUGCCCAGAAGCAGAGCAAGCAGUUUUAUCCGUUUUGUUUCAAAAUCGAGCUGCUGCUUAUAGUAAAUUGGUAGGUAAAUAAAAGUAAUUACUUUAGUCAGUUUUAUCAUAGCAAAACUGGAUUUUUUUUCAAAUAUUAAGUGUAACAAUGGUACUUAUUGCUUAUAUUAUAUUUACAGAAUAAUAAAGAAAAUUGCUUGGCUGAUUGUAACAGUGCUCUGGCAUUAGUACCAACAUACAAAAAAGCGUUAUCCCGAAGAGCCAAAGUACUUUCAGAAUUAGGCAACUUUAAACUUGCUUUAGAAGAUAUUAAAGCUGUGCAAAUUUUGGAUAAUUUUAAAAAUGGAAGUGACGAAAAUUUUGCAGAUAGUGUGAAUAAAAGUUUAGGUGAUUGCAAGAAUAAUUGUUAAUUUCUUCAAAAUUUAAAAUUUUAUUAAUACUAUAAUUUAAAAUUAUUUUUCAGCCAAGCAGAAUUUGGAAGAAUACACAAAACACAAUGCUUUCAAUUUACCAUCAAAAAUAUUUAUUGAUAAUUAUAUGAAAACAUUCUCUGACGAUCCAUUUUCUGAUGAAUUUGCACUGACAUUAUUAAAAUCAGACAUAAAGUAAGUAGUAUUUAAUAUAAAUCAUAAUAUGCUUUAAUUAUCAUUAAAAAAUAAAUUAAUAGUUCUUGUUACAUAUGAUAAAUAUAUAAUACAAUGUAUGUAUUAAUUAAUUUAGUACAGGUUUGGAGUAUGCAUUAAAAUGUAUUCAGGACCAAAAGUUCGAAGAAAUCGAAAUAGCAUGUCAAGAAGAAUUAAAGAAAACUGAUAAUAGUUUGAUUCGCAGAAGUUUGGCAUUAAACUUAUUAGCUACUUUUUGUAUACUGCGCGGAAAUUAUGUUGCUGGCAUUGAACAUCUUACUACUGUCAUCGAAAAUCCAAAUGUUCCAAACAAGGUAUAAUAAUGAAGUUCAUAUAUUUAUUGGUAAUUAAAAUAUAUAUUAUAUAUAUAAUAUAAUAUAAUAUAUAUUAUAUAAAUAUAUAUAUAAUAUAUAUUAUAUAAAUAUAUAUAUAUAUAUAAUAUAUAUUAUUAUCUAUACAAAUUAUGACGUUGUGAUUACAACACAAAAAACAUAACAACUUUUAUUGAUAACGUGUAAAAUUGAUAAAAUACUUAAUUUAACCCAUUCAGAAAUUUGAUACCUUAUUUUAAUAUUAGAAUCCAUGGCAUACUAAUUAACAAAUAUACUUCCAUAAAUCAUUAUAUGCUAUUACUUGGUUUUAUUAUUCUCUUCAGUUGAUACAAUAUAGAAAUGUUCAGACUGAGCAAAUUGUCUGAGAAAACAAAAAUAAGAGUGGUACUUUAAAAAAAUAAAUUAAAAUCAGCAGUUAUGUAGAUAUGAUUUUUGUGAAUAAGGGAAUAGGUACAAAAAAAACGUUCACUGUUUUUUUAGAUUUUCUUUUUCUUUUUUUAGUUUUGUUUUCUUAAAUAGUGAGUAGAACAUAUUUAUGUAUAUAUAUAUAUAUAUAUAUAUAUAUAUAUAUUUUUUUUUUGAUGUAGACAUUUAAGGGGAGAAAACUACUUAAAUAAUUAAAUCUAUCUAAUUCAUAGGUAGUUUUUAGCAUAUUUUAAUUUACAAUUAAUAUUAAAGUUUGUCUAUACAUGGUUAAAUAUUGUCAACUUUAUUUUAUUUUUAUUAUUUUAACAAUGUAAUUGGUAUAGUUAAAUUUUUGAUAGCUGAUCAUAAAUUCUUUAAUUAAACGAGCAUCUGGUUAUCACCAAAAAGGAGAAGUUGUCAAAUGUUUUGAGGAUUUCAAACACGCUGAAACUAUUGGUCCCAAUAGUUCUGCAGUAUAUCACCACAGAGCUCAAGUAAUAUAUAUAUAUAGCAUAAGAAAACAUUUUUAGAAAAUCCUACUAUAGUAACAAAAGUCAUUGAUUUUUUUUUAGAUUUGCUUAAACGAAUUGGUCACUGAUAAAGCAGUUGAAGAUUUCAAAAAAGCUGUAGAAUUAAAUCCUAAAUUUGUUUUGUCUAUUGUUCAUUAUUAUUUUGCUCAAUACCGUCAUGCCAGCAAAGUAUCAAAUGAAGUGGAUGUUAAAAAAUUCUUGAACAAAUUGAAAGAAUUUGUGAUGAAUUACCCAGAUAUUGCUGAUAGUUUUAGACUUUACACGCGGGUAGAAAAUUAUAUUAUGAAAUGGUGUAGUUUUUAAAAUUAAAAAUAUGUACAUUUAUGUUUUAAAGGCUCUGAUGGAAACUAAAGCUUAUGAAGAAGCAGAUGUAUUUUUCAAAAAAGGCAUUGAAAUUCAUCCAGACAACGCUACUUUUCCAGUACAAAAAGGUAAUCUUGUUUUUUUUUAGUGUAAAACUCUCAGGUUUAAGGUAGGUAGCGUAGCACUACCUUACCUAUACAACAUGGGAAUAAUAGGGAAUUUUAAAUUUGCUAUGGAAACUCGGGGAAAUAUGAAAAACAAAAGCUGAUACAAAAUCUGGUUAAAAAAGAUUUGGAGCUAAGUAUGGUUAUAAUAAAAUAAUAAAAUAAAAUAAUAAUAUGUUUUAAUAAAAUAAUAUUAAAUCGUAUUAUUUACAAUUUUUUCCAAAAUUUGAUGUUAAAACUGUUAUAAAGAAAAUACUACACAACAAACAUUUUUUUUUUUUUUACCAUUAAGUAGGUAUAAAAUACAAAACAUUUGCCAAAAUUCUACUAAAACGCCUCACCACCCCAUAUGUGGAAUGUGUCUGAGAUUAUCAAUGUGGCUAAAGGGAAAAUGAAAAAUAAAGUAAUUGUCAAUUAUAGGACAGUUCGUGUGAGAAAACAUGAAUAUUAGCAGAAUAUGUGGCACCUGUUUAUUGAUUUUAGAAUAGUGUAUGAAAGCAUUCACAGGAACAGCUUGUACAGAAUAAUGCUUGAGUUUGGUUUCCCUUAAAAGCUAAUACAACUAACUCAACUGUACAUAGAAGACACAUAUGACCAAAUAAAGGCGAACAACACAGUUUCAUUACCCUUCACAGUUGAAUCAGGUUUGAAGCAAUAAAAUGCGCUUCAAAAACCUAUUUAAUAUAGCAUUAGAAAAAGUAGUGAGGGUACUGCAGUGCAAUGAGGAUAUAGUUAUGAUGAUCAACAAUAGAAUAUUAAGGCUACUCGGCUUUUUAGAUGACCUGUACAUUAUAGAAGGCAUUCGAAGAAAUAGUCAAUGCAGCGAGAAUUCUGGAAACAGAGGCGAGUAAGAUUGGGCUACAGAUAAAUUCUGAUAAAACAAAAAUAGUGGAGCUUAUAAAUAGUAGGGUGGAUUCGUGGGAUAGUGGAAGAUUGGCUUACAAAAAGGUAGAUGAUUUCAAGUGUUUAGGUACAACAUUAAACACAAGGAAUGAUUUGUUAAUAGAAAUUGACAAAAGCUGAAGAACGCUAAAAAAAACUUUCUACGCUCUUGCAAAAUUCUUAACAACAAAAUGUUGUCAAGUAGAACAAAAUCUAGGCUAUAUGUAACAUUGUAGAUAUAUUAAGGAUAUAUUAUUAUCGAUUUAAGGUGUGAAAUAGUUAUAUGUUUACAUUCAACCAAUAUGUCUGAAAUAUCUAUUUUUUUAAAGUUUGCUUUCCUUAACAUAUUUUGUUUAGCAGUAAGUAUGGCUCUUUCUGCUGCCCUAUUUGACUGACACAUUAAAAGUUUUAUGCAUCCCAAAAACUUUUAGAUUCACUAGAACUAAAUGGUUGAUUGUCAGAAUAAAUAAUUUUUGGAUAACUAUUAUACUGAAAAUGUUUCAAAAGUAGAAAAUAAUUUCUCUAAUCAUCUUAUUAAAUCUAACUAGUUCUAACAACUUAGAGUAAUGGUAAAAUAGACCCACUCUCCAUAGGUUAAUUUAUCUUUACUUAUAAAUUCAAAGGAUAGUUUAUACACAAGAUGUGGAAUUAACAGCUCUUUUUAUUGGUGUUUAUAAACUGAUCACAUACAUUACAUUUUAAUACAAUUUUCUGUAGUUCAUUAUUUAGCCAAGACCAAUAAACAAUUAUAUACUUCAAUAUCAUAAUGAAGUGUGGGGAUAUCAACUGAGACACAUAAGAUACAAAUUGUCUAAGAAAGUUAAACAUUCCAAUACUUUUUUGCAACUCUAGUUUAUUUUUAGGCCCUUUAAAUUUAUUUAUAGCCUCAAUUUUAUCAGAGAUACUUUCAUUUUAUUUUUAUUAAUAUUAUUCCCACAUAAAUUAUUUCAUUCUGUUUAAAAACAAACUUUUUAAGAUUAAAUUUUGUACCCAAAGACCUAUCUCUUUCAAAUACUAACUUCACUGCUACAUCAUGGGAUUCCUCAUUUUAACAUUUUUUUAUUUUGUUUUUGGAACUCCUCAGGGGUACUCGACAGUCCAAAUAUCCAGAAAUCUUGUAAAUCUCAAGUACUCAAAACGUGUACUAAAAUUACAAAUAUUACUUAAAUCUUUAAUUUGCUAAAAUCCAUUUUCAAGAUCUAAUAAUGAAUAUUAUUCUUUAUUACAAAGACUUGCUCUAAUCUCAUCCAUGGUAGUUAUUAAAUUAUACUCUCUGAUAAUAUAUUUAUUCUAUUCUAAUGGAUGGCAGACAUAUAAAACAUUUCUUGUUAGGUUUCUUAACUAUUACAAUAUUACUGCAUUAUAUACCAGGUCAAUCUACUGGUACUAUCACAUUAUAUCUAAUCAUUUCUUCCAAUGUUUUUUAACUCAGUUUUGAUAGAUUCUGGAACUCAUUUAGGCAGAUUAAUCCAGUCCUCACUAUUUUCUUUAGUUUUAAUUUUUAUGUUUCUGGGAAACUUUCUAAAUCCUUAAAAAGAUCUUUAUGUUUAUCAAUUAUUUGUUUUGCAUCAUCAUCACUUUCAGUACUAUUUAUUUCUAUUUUACAGAUCAAAUUAAAUUGUUUGCAUGUAUCUAUCCAAUAAUAAAAACACAUUUAUCUUGUAAUUCACCAUUUACAAUAAUGAACUGAGGAUAAUGUGUCUGUCCAAAGUAAUACAAUUCAGUUUUACAGUCCUAACUAGUUUUAGAACAUAUCCUCUAUAUUCUUGUGCCUUGUAAUUGAUUUUUUUAAUAAUUUCAUUAUUUUUUACUCUAGGAAAAAGAUUUUUUUAAGAGACAAAAGUCUAUAAUCGAGCCUAUGCCUAACUUAAAUGCAAAAAUAAAAUUAUUAAUUUUUAUAUCUUUAAGCUACAUUUUAUAAUUAUUUUUAUCAUUGAACUGUUGUUCCUGUUCACUUACAAUAAUACUACAAAAUAUAUAUCAAAUGAGUUAUGCUUAAAAUCACUAAUGACAACAUUAUAUGCAUUAUUAUUAUUUAUAUUUAAAUUCAUUAUUGGCUAUUAGUUCUGUACCAAAGUUUGAAAUGAUUUAGUUUUCCACAAUUGAUACAUUUCUUUCCAAAUACAGAAUAGCUCCUUGGACCAUGUUUAUAUCCACACUUUUUACACUCAUAAGGUUCGGUGACUUGUGAACAGUCUUGCCCAUCUGACUACUUAUCCUUUUAUUCUGUCUUCUUUGUAUUCUGUUUCAUUCAGUUACUUUAUUCAUUUUCAUCCAGUGGCGAUGGAGCAGGAACCACAUUUUGUCAAUUCGACUGCGCCAUGUUGUACUAAGUUCUGAAUGACAAUUAUCUUAUUAUUAAUAUUUAAAAAAAAUAACAAUACUACAUAUAAUAAUUUAUUAUAAACAGAUAUUUUAUUUAAGAAUUACUUGAGACUUAUAUUUUAAUUAACACCAACACUGUCUGUUGUACACUCCAACAUUAAUUAUGAUUGUGUGUGUCAAAUAUAUAUGACUAACUUUUAGGUUACAUCUCAAAGUGAUGUUACACUUUAAAAAUUAUUAAAUACUUCAAUUAGUAAGUUUUUACCUAAUAAUAAUUAUGAAAGUAGUCUGACUAAUUAUUAUAUUGUUAACUUUUAUGUGCUUAUGUUAUACAAUUGUUUUGCUAAUAAUGUUUAAAAUUAAUAUAACAUUUAAUGCGAAAAUAAGUAUAAACAACAAGCUUACUUGUUAGCUUACUAGAAAUUAAUUGUAUUUUUUUCAGCAUUGAACUUAUUAUCGUGGAAAAUUAAUAUAUCUGAAGCAUUAAUUCUCAUUGAACAAGCAUUAAACAUUGAUCCUAAAUGUGAUUUUGUGUAUGAAAUACUUGGAACAUUUAACAUAGAAAUGUAAGAUAUUAAAAAGAAAUUUAUGUAAUAUUUUUAAAUGAUUAUUUCAAUACCAUUCUGUUAAGAUGUUUUUGGGUUUUGAAUUGAAAAUAUUUUAAUAAUUUUAUUACAAUUAAAAAAAUCAUUGUUACUAAAUUAUUUGAUUUAUUUUUACUAACCAGAUUUUGAUGACAAUUUGAAAUUACCAUCAUAACUCAAUUUAUUGAGAAUUGUUUUUUUCAAUUUACAUUCAAUUUAGAGAAAUUUGAGAGAUUGUUACACCAAAUUGUUUAGUAAACCAGUAUUAUAAAAUCUGAAUCUGUAUCAUAUAUUGAUAUGAACAAAUCAGCAUCAGAACUAGCAUGGUACUCCGGUUUGGUUUACCAAUUUCCAGAGACAUAUUACCUUAAUAAACUGUGCCUUGUAGUAGAUUCACUUAGACAACAUUUGAUAAUCAAAAAAAAGGUAUUGUGGAAAAAAAUGAUUCAAUAUUAGAUUAUUCUAUGAUUUUUGCAGACAUAAAAUCCAUAAAAUAAAUAUACAUACAUAUUGUGAAUUAGUUUUUUUAAAUACAAAAUGUAUACAUGGAAAAAAAAUGACAACUUAUUAAUUUCUUCCACAAUGCCUUUUUUUUGCUUAUCAAAGCUUAUCCAUUCAAUUAAUAUGUAUAAAUAAUUAUGCAUUAGAUGUUUUUCAUUAGCAUCAUUAAAUUAUUUUUAUAUUUUAUUUGUACUUGUGUGUUUCAGUGGAAAAUUAAAGGAAGCUGUUGAUUUUUUGGAAAAAGCUAUACCUCUAGCUAAAUCAGAAAAAGAAUUGUUACGCAUAUUUUCAUUACGGAAUUCAGCACAGGCCCAAUUAGCAGCAUCUGAACGUUUUACAAUAACAAUUCCCAAAGUUGAUUGA
This is a messenger RNA of Cinara cedri, 7353 nucleotides long. NCBI's taxonomy places the organism in Eukaryota, Metazoa, Arthropoda, Insecta, Hemiptera, Aphididae. The record is from the annotation of a GenBank genome assembly.